GCAUUGGCUAUGGACAGAUGGUCGCCACCCUCGCCGUGGUAACGUACUACGUGAGCAUCAUGGCGACCUGCGUCUUUUACUUCAUCAAGUGCUUCAACAAAGAGCUCCCUUGGGCGGAAUGUUCGAACGAAACUCUGAGCGCCAAUUUGACGUGUUCCGAAAACUACUACGUGAACGAAGUGUUGAAACAGUAUAAUUCAACUCAAGGCGUCGACGAAGGACUGGGAGCGCCCGAGUGGAGGCUGACCCUGUGCCUCCUCUUCUCCUGGGCCAUGAUCGUCUUCUCUCUCAUCCGAGGAGUUCAGAGCUCGGGAAGGAUCUCGUACUUCACCGCCUUGUUCCCUUACGUCGUGCUCGUCACCUUGCUCAUCCUGGGAGCUACGCUCGAAGGAGCCGUGGAUGGGAUCAAGUACUUCAUCACACCCCAGUGGGAAAAACUCGCCGAGGGAAAAGUGAGUCAGCUCGAUUUCUGCUCUUUACUUUUUUUUCCCGUAGAAAAUCGAUCUAGAGCUUCCGUUUCCUUUCAGGUUUGGUUCGCGGCAGUGUCUCAGUGUUUCUUCUCCCUCUCGGUCGGUUUCGGCUCCAUUUCCAUGUAUGCUUCGUACAAUCCAUUCACACAUAAUGUGUACAGGGAUGCUAUGAUCAUCAGCGUGAUGGACACAUUCACGAGUCUUUUGGCAGGGUUCUCCAUUUUCUCCAUCCUUGGGAACUUGGCCCAUACCUCGGACAAAAAAAUAGAAGAUGUCGUGAAGGCCGGCACUGGGCUCGCCUUCAUCUCCUAUCCAGAUGCCAUCGCCAAAUUGGAUGCCGUUCCACAGCUGUUUGCGGCGAUAUUCUUCCUGAUGUUGUGGACUCUAGGGGUGGGGAGCGCAGUGGCCCUGAUCGGCUGUGUCAUCACGGUCAUUUGUGACAGAUUCCCCUCGUGGGACAGGAGGAUUGUAACUGUCGCCCUGUGCAUCUUCUCUUUCCUCAUCGGCCUUACAUACGUCACACCGGCGAGUAUCACGAAUGCAGCUUCGAAAUUGAAUUUCAACAUUGUCGCCGGACCUUACGUACUGGGACUCGUGGAUUACUUCUCUGGAGGUUUUGUCAUCUUCGUUCUGGCCCUGCUGGAAGUGGUUUCCAUC
Molecule: messenger RNA, 1127 nt
Organism: Darwinula stevensoni
Lineage: Eukaryota; Metazoa; Arthropoda; Ostracoda; Podocopida; Darwinulidae
Source: the annotation of a GenBank genome assembly